ACCACCACAACUACCAGUCUACCACUACUAUCUUCCAAUAUGAUGAUGAAAAUUGCUCUUCUUGUUGCCUGUGUCGUCGUAGCUGUUUAUUGUCAGGAGAAACAGUCAAUGGUCGGUAUGCAGAUGUGUGGAACUACUUACUGUCAAGCUGGUCAGAUGUGUUCUUACCAAGGUGGUUAUCCCAGAUGUGUCAUGUCCAAUAUGGGGGGUAUGUACCCGGGUAUGAACAACGGUAUGUACCCAGGCAUGAAUAACGGUAUGUACCCUGGUAUGAACAACGGUAUGUACCCUGGUAUGAACAACGGUAUGUAUCCCGGUAUGGGCAACGGUAUGUAUGGCGGUAUGGCCAUGACUGAAGAGGAUAAGCCGGCAACUGCCCCUAAAGUAGGAGAUGAAACUGAAGAGGAAGAAGCUGUUGCUGAUAUCACUACACCUUUGUAAAUUAUCGAUAGAACUUGAAGAAGUUUGAAUCAUAUAACAAUCAUUCAGUAUAUUCAGAUAGCCUUAGAAACAUAAACAUUUGUAAACUUAAGGGUCCCUCGCUUUAUAGCGAUUACCAUUUGCGUACGGUUGCGAAAAGAAUAUCGGUCAUACGUUUCGAACGCCACUCUCUUGCACCUCAGGUGUGAGUUGCGUUCGGUACUCAUGACCACUUUCAUUAUUCGCAACUAGUAAUCGGUAUGGUGCGAGGGCAUCUUAAUGACAAUUCACACUGCGAUUCUAUUCUUAAUAGCUAGUCAAAUAAAACCAGAAAAACACCUGUAUCCAUUUUAAAUUGACUUGUAUUCAUAGAAUAUUGAUUUAAAAUCAAAAUAAAAUCUUUCAACCU
Lottia gigantea (owl limpet) is the source of this 829-nucleotide messenger RNA. RefSeq lists its product as hypothetical. The record is from RefSeq and is a predicted model, not a curated record. The transcript has 4 exons. The coding region runs from base 40 to 441 and encodes 133 amino acids. Lineage: Eukaryota; Metazoa; Mollusca; Gastropoda; Lottiidae.